This is a messenger RNA of Chelonoidis abingdonii (Abingdon island giant tortoise), 2251 nucleotides long. Lineage: Eukaryota; Metazoa; Chordata; Testudines; Testudinidae. The record is from RefSeq and is a predicted model, not a curated record.
AUGACACAGCAAGUAUUGCUUUGUUUACAUUCCAGAAAACUUGGAACUGCUGGACAAAAACUUGGAGGCUCUGCUGUCCUUUGCCAUAUAAAACACGAUCCCACGGACCCAGGUGGAUGCUUCACAUUAACCUCAGCAAAUGUGGGGAAGUGCCAAGCUGUUCUCUGUAGGAAUGGAAAACCUUUGCCUUUGUCCAGGUCUUAUGUGAUGAGUUGUGAAGAAGAGCUAAAGAGGAUUAAACAGCACAAGGCCAUUAUCACAGAGGAUGGUAAAGUAAAUGGCGUGACAGAUUCCACAAGAAUCUUGGGAUACACCUUCCUUCACCCAAACGUAGUGCCCCGCCCUCAUGUCCAGUCCAUUACCUUGACUCCGCAGGAUGAGUUCUUCAUUCUGGGUAGCAAGGGAUUGUGGGACAGCCUCUCCAUCGAGGAGGUGGUGGAAGCGGUCAGAAAUGUCCCUGAACCACUGGCAGCUGCAAAGAAGCUUUGCACUUUGGCCCAGAGCUACGGCUACAACGACAGCAUCAGUGCGGUGGUGGUUCAGCUCAAUGUGACGGAAGACAGCUUUUGCUGCUGUGAACUUAAUGGAGUCCCGCCUCCCAGCCCAGGCAUCUUUCCCCAGUCAGUCAACGUAGUCAUUAAAGACAGACCUACAGAUGCUUUGGGAAUGCCAUCUUCCAGCAGCGGCAUGGCCUCUGAGAUUAGUAGCGAGAUCUCCACCUCUGAAAUGAGCAGUGAGGUGGGGUCCACAGCCUCUGAUGAGCCCCCUCAGGUAGCCAUGAAUGAGAACAGCCCAGCAUACCCCAAUGAACAGCGCUGCAUGCUUCACCCAGUCUGCCUGUCCAAUUCUUUCCAAAGGCAGUUGUCCAGCGCCACCUUCUCGAGCGCCUUCUCUGACAAUGGCCUUGACAGUGAUGACGAGGAACCAAUUGAGGGUGUCUUUACGAAUGGCAGCCAGGUGGAAGUGGAGGUGGACAUCCACUGCAGCCGAGCAAAGGAGAAGCAGUUGCUCCAAGUGCCUGUGGAAGCCAGUGAUGAAGGGAUUGUCAUUAGCGCGAAUGAGGAUGAAACAGGCCUUUCCAGGAAAGCAGAUUACUCCAGCACUGGUACAAUUGGGCGCCGACGGGGCAAUGGUUCUGUGGCUCCUCAGGAAAGGAGCCAUAACUUGAUUGAAGUAGCAACUGAUGCACCUCUCAGAAAAACUGGGGGCUACUUUGCAGCCCCAGCUCAGCCAGAUCCAGAUGACCAAUUCAUCAUUCCACCAGAGCUCGAAGAAGAGGUCAAGGAGAUUAUGAAACAACAGCAGCAGCAGCAGCAGCGGCAGUAUCAGAUGGAUCAGCUGCCAGACUAUUACGAUACACCACUAUGACCCUGUGUGCAUACUGUUCAGAAAUAAACUAACGGACAAGAAGACAUGAGUGCAGGACCCAAAUAGGGCUCACAUUACUGCAGGGAUUUUACUACAUUUUGUUUUCCUUACCCUGCCACUACAGAUAACUGCAGCUUCUCUUUCUGUUUGUUAGUUUUAAUAUCAACUGACAUUGUUCUAGAGAUGAUUUACCAAUAAGAUUUAAACUAGUUAACUUUCCCCUUAACAUAUCAAGUGUAAAAAAUAAAAGGUUUAAUAUAUUGCAGAGAGACAUGAUGUAAUUUUUUUUUAAAUGGCUCUUUUUUUUUUUGUUUGUUUGGAAAGCAGGGCAGUAUGCCAGUGCUCAAUGAUUACGUAAUGUUGUAAUACUGUAUUUCUUUGAGAAAGAAAAAGGCUUUUUUGGUCUUGAAAAUGACAGAGAUUUGUAGAAUAUGGAGACUAACUCCUAGGAGUUGCUUUACUCUUUCAGAUGACUUAAGUCACUGAGAUUCACUAAUUUUCUCUGAGAGAACAGUUGAUUGGGAAAUUACUGUAAAUAGAUCUGUGUUGUAUAGUGAUGCUUAAAAUGUUUUGUAGUUUUGGCAUAAGGACACAACCUGAAUUGACUUCUGUUUUCUUGACUCUUUGGGCCAUAGUUUUCAUACUGAGUGGCUGUACAAAUUACCUACAAACUUAGGUGGUUCUUAAACCAUAGAAAACAGCCUCUUUUUCUGGUCUCUGUUUUUCUUCCUUUUACUUUUACAGGCACAUCUUAUUUGUGUUCCUUAUUGCUGCCACAACCAGCAUGAUUGUAUAGAGCUCCUUUACUGUAGAUCAUUUACAUACCAAGAGUUAUAUUAAAGCAGAAUGCACAAAUGAACAUGUCAUAACUUUUGUUAUAAUA